AUUAGGUCAAUAGCGCUUUAUGGCUUCUAUGAUAUUUCAAAUUGUUAGUUGCAAUAAAACGGUAUUUCAUACAAUUAACAUCUAACAAGUAGUUAUUAAUUAUAAUAAAUUUAGCAUUUAAAUAUCAAUUAAAAAUAAUUAUACCUAUAAGUCAAUCGGAUUAAUGUGUAAGAAACGUAAAAAAAAGAAAAAAUACGGUCAAUAUUAAAAAUGGUAAACAUUACAUAAUCGUUCAAUAAAAAAAUUGGAGCAAAAAAUAAUCAGGAAUUUUGAUACUUUCAGAUGACAUAUGCAGAUAGCUAGUGACACGUAACCGAAGAAAAGUCUAACCAACCCUGUAGUUUACCACGAGCACUUUGAUUUAAUUAUGUACAAAUAUCUGGGCUUGUGCCUAGUAUUAACUUGCACAGCUGGAGUUCACGAUCCAGAUGCAUGGCGCCCCUAUCAUCACCACGAAGUGUACCAAGGAUUGCAGCAUUCGCCUAUAGCCGCAUUCCAAGAAGAUUACCAACAAAGCCAGGUACCAGGUAGAGACCAGUGCCAAGUUUAUAAAGUAGGUUUUACGCAGGACCUCUACUUCCAAUACAUUCAAUACAAAACCGAAAUACCGGAUUUGAAGCAGUUCACGUUGUGCUUUUGGACGAAGUUUUACAAUCACAGCAAUGAUCACCCGAUAUUUUCUUAUGCAGUGGACGGCCAACCGAGGGCGAUUUAUUCAUGGAUUUCAAACACCGAGAGAUCGAGCUACUUCAGUUUGGUGGUCGAAGGCCACACGUUUUACAGGCUGAAUUAUCCGUUCCGGUUAAACAGAUGGUAUCACACAUGCCAGAGCUGGAACGGUAAAACCGGCGAAUGGCAAAUAUGGGUUAAUGCGGAAAGAGUCGGAAGGGGCUUUCAUAACAGGUUGGUUAAUCACGUUAUUCCUGGUGGAGGAAUCGCAAUAACUGGACAAGAACAGAGGCAACUUGGAGGAGGAUUCCAAGAAGGUGUAGAGGCUCCAAAGGGAUCCGGGGGCAUGUUGGGUGAAAUUACUAUGCUGCAAUUGUACAAAGUCGCGCUAACGGCAGGAAAGGCUCAUAAAGACCAUAAGCACCACCACGCUCAUCAGUUCGACCACAACGGCAGGGCCAUAACCACACCGGCUCCGACCACUCCUAGAAACAGACCGGCCUUACCGCAACACCCGUUACUGACCGCCGGCCAAUUAAAUAAAAACCUGCGAAUUAACCUAGCUAACGGCCCUCAAACGGUGCAGGGCCAACAAUACGACACGCAAUUCGUCAACGGUCAAUUCGUUGGCAAUUUAUUAACUCAGCAAUUGGCAGCUCAGCAACAACAGCAACAACAACAACAACUGAUACCACAAUUACCCCAACAGCCGCAACAAUUCGUGCAAAGUCAACCGCAACAAUUUGUACAAAGUCAACCUCAACAAAUCAUACAAAGUCAACCUCAACAACAAUUUUUACCUCAAAGAGAUACCGGCCUUUUGCCUCAACAAGACUCGGGUCCGUACUCCAGACAAUUCGUGAGCUUCGGCGACACUGCCAUAGUGGACACCGAUUUCAAUCACGCUGUAGCGGACAGUUCAGCACCGGCAGCCCUCGAAACCCACAACGUAUUCAAGCGGCACAGCGACCAACGAACGCGCACCAAGUUGAAGAGGAGGCAGAUAGCGGGAGGCGGCAUCUUCGACGGGUCGGUGGUGGGACCCGGCGGAACGUACAGCUUCGAUCAGAGCUUGCUCUACGGCCUGGCCGGCGUCGGUCAGAACGAGGCCAUUUCGGAGAAGCAGAAGCAAACCGAGGACGAACGAGAACCCGCCGAAGCCGAGGUCAAAGCCGUGCUGAACGUCUGCACCGGUUGCGAUCCGGAGCCCUUCGACAAGGCCCUGGUGUUCGGCUGGAGGACUGUGCCCAAGAAAUUGUACUCCGGCGCUUUCUACACGCCCGCCGUGCCCGAAUGUAAAGUCUUUUAGAUGUUGUAAAUGUGUUAAUUAAUUAC
This is a messenger RNA of Phyllotreta striolata, 2004 nucleotides long. Lineage: Eukaryota; Metazoa; Arthropoda; Insecta; Coleoptera; Chrysomelidae. The record is from the annotation of a GenBank genome assembly.